CGCGUCUCGCCACGCGUUGAAAUCACCGCGACGAACGCGCGUCGGCGGCGCGGAUUCAAACGGUGUGCCGCGCGCGCGUGCUUUAUCUCGAUCUAUUUAACGAAGGAGAGUUUCGCCACUGUCGAUUAACGCUAAUUUAAUCUCCCGUUGCGUUUACGCAGCAAUCGGGGCUGCGGACGCGAUUAAAGUUAAUGAGACGUUAGUGAAACUUGAACGAUGUAGCUCUUUCCGAAGAAAUGUAGGCGGGUGCGUGUCAAACAUGGACUUGUUUCUUCAAAGCAACGUAAUUACAAAACACAUUUAAAUUGAGAAAAACGGCUAACCGAUCGAAAGCGGAUCUCGGUGCUCAAUAACAAUCUUCUACGUGAAUUUAUGUAUGCAUACAAGUUCCCCGAGGUGCGUGCUGUAUGUUUGUCGGACUUUAAAAGCGGCUUAUUAAAUUAAAAUUUUUAAAAGUCAAAAUCAAAUUCAGCAGUUCGAAAAGUACAGAAAUAGCAUAUAGUUUUUACUUACCACUCCAGGGACCAAAAUCGACUUAUUUUACAUAUUUUUCUUUGUAAAAAAUUCGCUAAAAAUUUGUCUAUACAAAUUCCUCAGAAAAUUGUGAAAAAAAUUAUGAGAAAUGUAUUCAUAUUGGAGUCUAUUUAUAUAUCAAAAACUUUGCUGCAUUAAUUAUUAACUCUAUCUUCGUAGAGAAAUGUGGCAAGAUUUACCGUGUCAUAGAUGUAUGAAGAAGGAAUGAAAUUACUACUUUUUAUUAAGCUAAUGAACUAUUUAAUGACCCAUUACUGUCAAGGAUAAUUACGUUAUUCCUUACAUGAAUUUCUCAAUGUUGCUCUUGCGAGUUCAUUCUGCUGUAGACAAAGUGCGUAAAAUGUCAUGGACUUUUCGAGUUAUUCGCUUUUACGCGCUGACGCAUCCCUGACGUCACACGCAUAUCAAAUAAGCAGAGCGUGAGGCACAACGUCGUUGCUCAUGGUUUGUCGACUGAAUCCCUCCUCGCAACGACAGACCGAGUAAUCUGACAGGAACAUCGGGACUACGUAGCAGACAUGAUCCAAUGAUGGAGGUGAUUUCGACACGCCGAUACGAGGCCCGUCCACCGGCAAAUACCCACUCCUCUAUUCUCGUUGACCCUGAGAACUCCGUGGCAUUAAUCAAAGAAGAGGAAUGGGAGACCCGCAAGAAAAAGGAGAUUACCACCACGCGGCAAAUCGAGACGAGGGUGAAGCGGCAGGUCGUUCUCGAGGACGGCGAGGUGGUCGUCGACACCGGACCCUUCGUCACCACGAACACGACCGAGGACGUCGAGCAACAGGAGCAUACGACUCAGGAGAGACGCACGACCGGGGAUCAACCGCAGGAGGUCGAGUGGCGGCCGGCGGCAGGUGGUAUUGUGACCGGAAAUGGCGGUAACAUCGUGCAAAAGGAGCUGAACGAGACGGUGAUGAGAAGCCGCGAGGAGAUCGAGGAGAGACUCGAGACGGAGGAUCGUCAGCAGUUGGGAGAUAUCUCGGACGAGGCUUACCAGAAGGCGGUGCGUAACAAUAGGGGCGACUUGAGAGUCGCUCUUGCCGAAUCUUCGAAACAGUUGGCGCCGCAAUCCGGUCCGCGGGUCAUUCAGCACACGACUAGGUCAAACAAAGUCAUCGACACCGAGAAGACCUUGGAGAAAAAGGAACUGAAGGCUGAUGGAUUAAUCGUUACCGAGAAGAAGCGAACGGUCGAGCACGAAGAGAUCAAAGACGACGAGGUUCCGGACGACGGGACGAACGACGACGACGCCUCUGAAACGAAGAAGGAAAGCUCACAGAGAUACGUCAAGAAGAGAGAAGAAGACGUGGUGGACUACAUCUCGGCCGGCGAGAGAGUCGGCCGAGAAAUGCGCUACGUCGCAGAGACAACCGAAGGAGAACGAAUAGGCGACUGGUCACCAUCACCGACGGGCAUGCGGACGACUCGUUUUCACAAGUACCCCGGUUCCUCGGAUGCCGCUCGAAAAGAUGCUUUGACGAAAAAACCGUUGGACUUUGAGGAAGAGGACGAGGCGAGAAAAUUCGAAACGUCCAAGUGGCUGGAAAGCCACUUCGGCAGCGAUUCGCGUUCCUCGCACGGGUCUCUCGAUGCCGACGAUUCUCCUCUUCCUACCAGCUAACACGAGCUCACUAACACGAGCUACAUCAACGUCACUAUGAAAUCUUGCACGCCGAAGGAGCGCGAUUAUCAGAAUGUAAGUUCCAGUCGCAAUCAGCGACGUGGACGGGAAUCAGGCUCGCCUUCAGGCUACUUUCAUGGAAUUAGCGAAUGGUCGGAACGAUAUCAAGGGAAAGAGAAGCAAAAUCAUGCACGAUCGAACUCUCCGGUUCGGUACGUGGAAUUUCCACGUGCCAACGGACAUGCCCACGGGCACAAGAGAAAUCAAGUUGAAUCAUCGUACUCGAAAACUUACGAAUCGUUCCGACGUGAGUAUCAGGAUUCUGUCGCGGAACGACAAUGUACGCCAUCCCCACCGAUACGACGAAGAUCGAAAGAACAGUGGGCAAAGUCCGAGGAAAAGAUUACUUCGAACGAGCCAUCAUCAGGCCGUACCUCAAGUCCGGUACACGUAGUGCAAAGAACUUGGGAAAGCCGCAAUCGCGAUGUUCGAGCACAGACACCCGAACGCGAUUACAGAAGUACCACGCCGCGAUCACGGUCGACCUCACCGAAAUUGCCGAUAAACGGUCGCGAAGAGAAGAAGACGGAUAGUCCACGAGCGUCAAAGGGUCAUGGGCCCAAGUACAAGAUAGGCGAGUCCUUUCGGAAACUGGUGGGGAAAUUGCGUUCAGCCAGCACCGAGAGAAAGAACAAGAGAGGAAGCAAUAAUUCGACCUCGCAAUUAACGCAGACCGACGACAACGGUCCGACUUAUUUGCAAUAUAACGUGAUCGACAGGAAUAUUCCUUUCGUGAGCGAAAGAGACACGGAGGCGAAACCACCGGAGAGACCGCCGCGAUCGCCGCGGAAUGCCAGCGCGUCGAACAAAGCCACGAAGACGAUCACCAAGACGGUCGAUCAUGGGGUCCAGGAGUGGCAGCGCAGCGAGUCCACGCCACCGCCCUUGCAGAGAUACUACCUGGGCGAGGAUCCCUUCGGCGGCAGUAUCUACGGCCGCGAAAAAGGAUACGAGAACGACAGAGAUCGGCUGCGACACGGAAGACCACGCGGCUCCGGUAAAAUUGCCGUAGAUUCCGAGCACAGCGUCGUUUCCAGCUCCCUCGGCAGGUUUAGCAAGUCCACCAGCAGACUGAUCGGCGAUCACGAGAGGGGCGAUCACGAGAGGGAGGAGCACUUCCGGUCCACCCAGACGUUACCGCGGAGCCUGCACUCCACUAGUGGUGGACAAUCGACACGCUUGCAGACCAGCAGACGGCACCAGGCGAACAUCGGCAGGCACGGCACACCCGGCAAAGUGGCCCAGCAGCACAGCAGCAUGAUCAACAUAUCGAUCAAGAACACGGUGAGCACGUCGCCCAAGGUAAACGCGACGUCUACGUACAGCACUCUUCAGGCACCGCCGAAACCCGAACGUACGUACAAGUCGUCGCUGUCACGAAGCAAGAGCUUCAACGUUGAGGCCGACAAAAACGGCACGCCGACCUGUGUACCGUAUACCUCCAAUUUACACCUGAACCGCCUGGAUGAGACGCCGCCGCUGAAGAGUCCCGGCAUUCUCGCCAGCAUUAGCCGUAGUAAUAGGGAUCUGUUUAGAGACGGUAAAUACUGAGGUGGCCGUAAUAAACCAUAUAAUAAUCCUUUCUCGGACGCUAAUUUGCGCUAUCCUCCUUUUUCCCCCUAUAUAAGCGAACCCAGAGAUCCUUCCGAAGUGUGAAUGAUUUUAAUAAAUUUUAAGCGAAAAGCUGCAAAUAAAAAUGAAGCAAUUAAAUAUAUUCUUAUUUUAUGUGUAUUAUAGAUUUCGAACACACACGUGUUUUCGAUAAAUUUUGUAAAUCUUUGUUUUUAUUCUCCUUUUUGUUAUUGCCCAAAUCUUUUCUUCCUUCUUCGCUCCCGUUCCUAAUCGUGUCACUAUUGGCCAUGGUGUUCAUAUAUAUUUGUAUAAAUGCAUUACAUUUCUUUAAUUUAUUUCCAUGUUAUCAAGUAUCAAUUAUGCGUUUUAAUGCGGGAUAUUGUCAUUUAUUGUCGGCGUGACGUAAAUAAAUAGCAAUCAACUUGCAAACUGUUCAAGAAAUUAACAGGUGCCGCGGUAGUAACUUUUAUAAUCGACAUUUUUUGUACAUAUUAUACGACAUGACGCAUUCUCACGAAUUAUUUAAUGCGAAUCAGAGUCUAUUGGAGUCGAGGAUGUCAAAGUCACGUCCUUUGAAAUCGAUCGUAUGAAAUAUAUUAAGGUAGACUCGAUAACAAUCGCUAAAUCUUCUUAAAUAUUAUAAAAUGUUUCGUAUAUUUUUAAUGUUUACGUGCCGCACACUUUUGACAGAUUACUGACAUUCUCACGAAACGGAAAAUGUGAAGGUUGUUAAGCGGACUUUAGACGGUCAGUAUUAUUGCACAAAUCAUCGAUUAUCCGGAGGCUAAAUGAGUUUGUUUUGAAUAGUCUUGAGAAAUAUUGUGCAAUAUAAUUGAUCGUCUCGCUUUAUACACAGAAUGCUCCGCAUCUCAUUAGAUGUCUUAUCUUCUUAUAUUCUCGUAUUAACACAUUUUUUAAUCUGAAGGAUAUCUUUUUUUCAUGAAUUACCGUAAAAACAAGAGUCUUGAAAGAAAAUAUCGCGGAACAUUCUGUAUCUGUUAUUGCGCGUAAUUUUUAUUAACAAAUGAAUGUACGAGUUUCAUAUAGAUGCGAUAUUAUUUAUAUAGUGUUCGUAUUGUUGAUUUACAAUAAUAUAACGUAAAUAAACGAGAGUUCUUAUCUUUG
Molecule: messenger RNA, 4912 nt
Organism: Solenopsis invicta (red fire ant)
Lineage: Eukaryota; Metazoa; Arthropoda; Insecta; Hymenoptera; Formicidae
Gene: chas
Source: RefSeq, a predicted model, not a curated record